AUGGCAGAGAGGUAUCCACACGCACACGUAUUGGGACUCGACAUCAAGCCUCAAGAUCGAUCAAAUAUUCCUCCGAACUGCGCCUUCGAAAUCUGGGAUGUAAACAAUGGGUUAGAGAAGUUUUAUGGCCAGUUCGACCUCGUUCAUACUCGCUUUACGUCUGGGAUAUUUUCAAACCCACAGGCUGUAUUUCUCGAGAUGGAGCGGUGCCUUAAACCAGGGGGUCUCCUGAUUAUCAUAUCUCCAACUUUUUUGCUCUGCGACGACCGCAAAACACUCUAUCCGUUGUACACAAAGGCAAAUCCACACGGUUCCUGGCUUCAGCGCUCAUUCAUGGAGAUGUUUCCUGGGAUAAAGAGACUCGGAAUUGAAACCCAGCUAUUUGAACGUGAAAUCGACAAGGGCCUGUGGAAGCAUGAACUUAUGGAUCCAUCAUCGUGCGCAGCUGCCCUUAUAACUGCCCCAAUUGGACACUGGCUAUCAUCUCCAGACUCCGAGGAAGCCGCACGUCUCAAAAGGGUUGGGGAAUGUUGGAGAGAUAACUUUCUAAUGGUCCAUCGUCACUGGGAACGACUGCAUGAAGUCUCCGGGCUAUCUCAUGCAGAGGUGGAAUUGACUGCUAACAGCGUAGACGAUGAGAUCAAGGAGGGCCGACAUCGUAUGUUGACACAUCUCAGAGCGAUCUGGGGCCUGGCUCGAGGAUCUGCUCACUCUAUUUCAAUACCGUCAAGGCCCUUGACCCCGGAGAAGCCCUAUGGAUCCUUCCAAGUUGUGAGCAUCCACCACUCGGAGGAUGAGUGGAUUCGAAUGGCAGAAGAAUUCCGAGCGACGUUUACGCCUGAGGUACAUUUAUUCCUUGAAGUUCCAAACUUUGACCCUCUCCUGUAA
This is a messenger RNA of Serendipita indica DSM 11827, 888 nucleotides long. The record is from the annotation of a GenBank genome assembly. Lineage: Eukaryota; Fungi; Basidiomycota; Agaricomycetes; Sebacinales; Serendipitaceae.